GAUAGCACCACCGCUACUUCUUCAGAAUUAUCUGCUGAACUCAAAGAGGCUCUCUCUCAUAGAACAGAGGUCAUUGAAGAUAACUCACAGCUUCAAGCCCAGGAAGGUGCCAACCCCAUUAUAGAUUCGAAAAUAACACGUGAUAUAAAAACCAUUAACAAUGCUAACGAUCAGAGCAUUUCAGAAAGUUUAGAAGAAAUCAAGAGCAAGGUUGACCAGGUCCAUUUGGGACCCCAUCAAGAUAAAUUGGUAGUAGUACCGAGUAUAGUAACUGAAUUUGUACAAGGGCUAUUGGAAGAGCUACUCUCAGAUAAUAACCCACUCCAGACUAUAAAGUUUUCUUCUCCUAAAAACAUAGUUCCUGAAUCAUUAAGCAUCAAAAAACUUGCCAAUUCAUUCUGCCAGGCGAAUUUUGUAAGAAAUAAAACAAUCAUAGCAAAGCGAUCAGAGAUUACAUUAUGGUGUUUAUUCUCUGAAAAGUUCGAAGAUAAGGUUGUGGAGCUUAGGUCUGAAGAUAAGAAACUUGUAGAUAAGACUGCAAGAUCACAAAUUUAUGCUGAAAUGAGACCAUACCUUACGGGUGUUUCCGAUGGAUAUUUACGUGUGAGGACCUGUAAGGCAAGAAAAAUCAAUAAGCUAUUUAGCUAUGAAUAUGAUCCUGUAACUCUGAAAAAGAUUGAUGGUAUACAAGGGUAUAUGGUUCAGCAGAUCACUUCAACUAGUCCUGUGAAUAAAAUCUCUGAGACAGUGGCUACUACUUCAGCUAAUGACCCUUCAGAUGAUAAUUUUAGUGACACAUCUGAUAUUACAGAUUAUUUUAAGGAAGAAGGAGUGAAUGAUUUGAUUGAGGAGGAUUCUAAAAACCAUAACUAUGAUAAUCCUAAUACAAGGUCUGCUUUCGGCUUUUCAUUAACCACGAAAUCAUUAAAAACAUCAUCACCAUUAUGUACUCCAUUUCGAGCUUAUCGACCAAGCUUCUUCUAA
This is a messenger RNA of Funneliformis geosporum, 984 nucleotides long. Lineage: Eukaryota; Fungi; Glomeromycota; Glomeromycetes; Glomerales; Glomeraceae. The record is from the annotation of a GenBank genome assembly.